Molecule: messenger RNA, 2970 nt
Organism: Amyelois transitella
Lineage: Eukaryota; Metazoa; Arthropoda; Insecta; Lepidoptera; Pyralidae
Gene: Fps
Exons: 12
Coding region: 175-2757 (860 amino acids)
Biological process (GO): trans, trans-farnesyl diphosphate biosynthetic process
Cellular component (GO): cytoplasm
Molecular function (GO): dimethylallyltranstransferase activity; (2E,6E)-farnesyl diphosphate synthase activity
Source: RefSeq, a predicted model, not a curated record
UAGUCGUGGUACAAGAAGGCAAACAUAACAAAGAAUCAGUCGGUCAUACGUUCUCGUACAGAUCAGACAUUGCGCUUGCAUAUAAUUACAGAGUUAAUAACUAUCUUAUCAGAACUUUAGAACACGGCGAUACUGAAGCAUUUAAUUUUGAGAUAAUAAAGGAAGGAGAUCAAAAUGUUUUCAACGAAAAAGAGUUUGGAGAAGAUUCUGCAGAUCUACAAAAAGGAGAUCAGCCGGCAAAUCAGCAAGACGACCAGUGUAACGAACUCCGAUGCCAUGGCUCCCAGGCUGGACCAGACUGUACUGAAGCCGCAGCCCCACGAGGAUGGUAUUCCGAAGAGGUUGCUGAAGUUGCAGAAAUAUCACAGAUUCCUGUCGACCCUGACUUCCCAGGAAAUGCCCAUGGCGACCCGAGGACUGGCCGUUUCCAAGGACCAGUCUCGGGAGUUCAUGGCGUGUUUCCCGGACAUCAUCAGGGACCUCACUGAGACUGGCAAGCAUGAUGAUGUGCCAGAAGCCAGCAAGUGGUUGGCUAAGCUUUUACAGUACAAUGUUCCUAACGGCAAAAAGAAUCGAGGUCUGGCUACCGUACUUGCAUAUAAGAUGCUUGAAAAAAGUGAAAAUCUUACACCAGAGAAUGUUCAUUUGGCGAACAUAAUGGGCUGGUGUACAGAAAUGUUCCACACACAACAGUUGCUUAUGAACGACAUCAUCGAAGGCACGGACAUGCGCCGAGGCGCGCCCUGCUGGUACAGGCGCGCGGACGUCGGCCUCGGAGGCAUCAACGACGCCCUGCUGGUCCAGUCCGCCAUGUUCUCCACCCUCAAACGACACUUCGGAAAUAAGCCCUAUUAUAAGAACGUCUUGGAGACUUUCAAUGAGAUGCUUCUCAAGUGCUCCAUCGGACAGUACCUAGACAAAUCUUUAAUGAAGACCGACAAGCCAGAUCUUUCCCAGUUCACCAUGGGCAAAUACGAAGCCAUCACCAAGUACAAGACUGCCUACUACACCUUCCAAAUGCCAGUCACCCUGGCUCUGCUGAUGGCGGGGGUCGACGACCCCGAGACACAUAGACAAGCGAAAACCAUUCUUUUGGAAAUGGGUGAAUUCUUCCAAAUUCAGGAUGACUUCCUCGACUGCUUUGGAGAUCCGUCAGUAAUGGGAAAGCCUGGCACGGACAUUCAAGACGGUAAAUGUACCUGGUUAGCAGUGGUUGCCCUACAAAGGGCCACACCCGCUCAGAAGCAACUUAUGGAAGAAUACUACGGCAGUUCCAAACCUGAAGAUGUUGCCAGAAUCAAAGAUCUUUAUGAGGAAUUGCAACUACCACACACAUAUUCUGUAUACGAAGAGGCUACUUACGAUCUCCUUAGGACACAAAUACAGCAAGUCACAAGAGGCUUGCCUCAUGACUUGUUUUUCAAAAUCUUAGACAACAUCUUUAGGCGAAGUAUUUCAAAAAGUGAAAAUAAUCAUCAUUUGUUGAGAUUGGAAUGUAAGAGACAGAAGUACAUUUGGUUUAAUAUUUUAUUCAAACCAAAUUCUUCAAGUGAAAGUUUAAGUUUAGUGUACAUUACCGUAAUAAGAAUGAAUACCACCUCAUUUUUGAGACUUAUUAGUAGAACCAGCAAAUUAAUCAAUAACAAUGGGAAAUUUACGAGAUCAAUACAAACAGUAGGCACAAUAAGAACAUCAGCUAAUCUGUCCAUGUACCAGUCCAAGAAGGAAAGAGAAACAUUUCAAGAUGUCUUGCCUUGUAUUAUGGACACUUUGCUGGAGAAACCAUACUUCGCCGAGGUGCCUGAUGUGGCAAAGUGGAUUAGGAGGGUUUUGGAAUACAAUUUGGCUGGUGGUAAGAAGACCCGUGGAUUGACAACAGUAUUAGCUUAUGAAAUGCUUGAGGAACCAGAGAAAAUAACUGAAGAGGCAUUAAGGAUAGCACGAGUCGUGGGAUGGUGUGUUGAAAUGUUACAGGCAUAUUUACUAGUCCUGGAUGAUGUAAUGGACGGUUCGUCGACCCGCCGCGGCGUCCCCUGCUGGUACCGGAUACCAGACGUGGGUUUGGGGGCCAUCAACGACUCUAUCCUAAUUUACACGUCCAUAUUCGACACUUUGAAGACUUACCUUGGUGAUAAACCCAAUUACACCAACAUUGUGGAACUGUUUAAUGAGACACUACUCUUCACGUCAAUAGGGCAACACCUAGACUACACGAUAGCCCACCGCAGCAAAAACGACUACAGUCUGUUUACGAUAGACCGCUACUAUGCUAUCGUCAAGUACAAGACAGCAUACUACUCGUACAAACUGCCCUGCUUUUUAGCUUUGUAUAUGACGAAUAAGACUGAUAAGAAAGCUCAGGAAGCAGCCGAAAGUGUGUUGCUGGAAAUCGGGAAAUAUUUUCAAGUUCAGGAUGACUAUAUCGACUGUUUCUCCGACGAAACAGUAAGCGGGAAAGCGGGUACCGAUAUACAAGAAGGCAAAUGCUCUUGGUUAGCAGUUACAGCGCUACAGCGCUGCAAUACGGAGCAACGAGCGGUGUUUGAAGAAUUCUACGGCAGCAAAGAGCCACAGCAUGUGCAGCGAAUAAAGCAGCUUUAUGAGGAAUUACAGUUACCACAGAUAUACAGGGAACUCGAACAAACUACAUACGAUAGGAUCGUUCAAAAAGCUAAAUCAUUACCAGACACUUUUGGUUCGAACUUCCCUAAAUUAAUAGAAAGACAACUUGACAUGAUAUAUAAAAGAAAACAGUAGUGCUGUUAUUUACGCAGGGUAAUUAUUUAAAGAAUUUUAUACAUACAAUAUAACAAAAAUAAUACGAAUUUGAUUUAUACAUGAGAGAGAAUUUAUAUUAAAUUUCAGUCUUCCUUAUUCAAGUCAAAUGAUUUCAUGAUAGUAUAACUUCUUGUGUAUUUAAAAAAUAUUAUUAUAAGAUUUUAAUUAAAUUACUAUUUAUUAUUGUUGAUA